Truncatella angustata is the source of this 438-nucleotide messenger RNA. RefSeq lists its product as uncharacterized. The coding region runs from base 1 to 438 and encodes 145 amino acids. The transcript has 2 exons. Lineage: Eukaryota; Fungi; Ascomycota; Sordariomycetes; Amphisphaeriales; Sporocadaceae. The record is from RefSeq and is a predicted model, not a curated record.
AUGUACCUUCGCACUUGCCACCCACGGGUUGGACCAGUUGAGCCAUUCCCGCAACACGUUGUGAGCCGACCAGAUGACCAUGCUGGCGUACAAGGCUCAAGUACCAUCAACAAAGGAUUCUUGUCUCAGAUCAAGGAGCAAAUUUUGUCGAAUAACGCAUUCUUAUUAUCGCUGAACGGCUACACCGGUGAAGCUGCGUUACACGUUCCUGACCGCGUUAUGAUCGGUGGUGCAAGAUCCCCUGCUCGCGCGUCCUUGCGUCCUGGAUCAAGAGCUCCGUUAGACUCGAGAGUGCCGCCGCCAUCAACAACUCUACUGCGCAUAUGGAAUACUGGUAGUGGUAUCCUGCAGUCUAUUCUAUCGCGUAGAAAGCUCAAGAAUCUGCUGCGCCGCAGUGUCGAUGCCCUUGGCCAGGAGGAUCACGGAAACCAAGGCUGA